Molecule: messenger RNA, 2922 nt
Organism: Closterium sp. NIES-67
Lineage: Eukaryota; Viridiplantae; Streptophyta; Zygnematophyceae; Desmidiales; Closteriaceae
Source: the annotation of a GenBank genome assembly
CAACUUCAAGGACGAAUUUCUGCGCAACUCCAUUCUGCCACCUCCGGAUUCCAUCCUCCGCCUUUUCCGCCUGCCUGCCUGAAUUCCUAGAGCCGCUAGACCUCUUCUCCUUUUUGUCUCUCCGCUCUUCCACCAGCGCUCCUUAUCCGCCAGCUUGCUCAGCUCGCUUCGCCAUCCCCCCCCCCACCCAUGAUGAUUUCUCGUUUUGCCGAUUGCUCGUCUCGUCGUGACACCAGCCGUCCAUGCUAGACCAUCUCCGUCUGGCGCAUCUCGGAAUCUCAGCCAUAGCUCGUAUUAGAACCCUACCAUGGCUCUCGAAGCCGUGCUGAGCAUCUUAACUCACUCCGAGCCACCAAUCAGCGAGGCCGAAUGGUGGUUCUUCGCCGGUCUCUCCGCGUUUCUGGUCCUAUUCGCCGGCAUAAUGUCAGGGUUAACGCUCGGCCUGAUGUCCCUAAGCCCCGUGGACCUCGAGGUGCUCGUUCAGAGCGGCACUCCCGAGGAGCAGCAGCAGGCAGCGGCGAUAAUCCCCAUAGUGGAGAAACAGCACGAGUUGCUGGUCACGCUGCUGCUAUGCAACGCUGUUGCCAUGGAGGCCCUGCCCGUGUUUCUAGAUCGUCUGGUGCCUCCCGCCAUGGCCAUCGCUCUCUCCGUCUCCUUCGUGCUGCUCUUUGGCGAGGUGAUUCCCCAGGCCGUGUGCUCGCGGUACGGCCUGGCUGUGGGCGCCAAUCUCAUUCCCCUCGUGCGAUUCCUCAUGCUGCUCUGCUGGAUCAUCGCCUACCCCAUCGCCAAGGUGCUGGACUAUCUGCUGGGGCAUGACGAGCCGCUCUUCAGACGACAGCAGCUCAAGGCGCUCGUCAGCAUCCACGGGGCAGAGGCGGGCAUGGGAGGGGAGUUGACUCGCAGUGAGACCACCAUCAUCAGUGGCGCCCUUGACCUCACACAAAAGACAGCAGAGGAGGCCAUGACCCCCAUAGAGUCAACCUUCUCUCUCAGCGUCAACUCACGACUGGACUGGGACACCAUGGGGAGAAUCCUAGCGCGGGGCCACAGCCGAGUGCCGGUGUACCGCGGCCACCCCAGCAACAUCAUCGGCAUUCUGCUCACCAAGAGCCUGCUCACCAUCCGGCCGGAGGACGAGACCCCCGUCAGCUCUAUUUCCAUCCGCCGCGUGCCCAGAAUGCCAGCCAGUAUGCCGCUGUACAACGUGCUGAACGAGUUCCAGAAGGGCAGCUGCCACAUGGCAGUGGUCGUCAAGAAGAAGCCACAGCCCCCUCCCACUCAUGACGCCUUUGCCGCUGCUGCUGCUGCUGCCGCUGCCGCUGGUGUGCCAGAGCUCACUAGGGGUCAGGCAGACGUGCUGACGAUAGCAGUGCCGCGCAGCACAUCCGAGGCAUCCCAUGCCGAGACGUCCCACGCGUUGUUCAAUGACCCCAAUUACUAUGAGACUCAGAGCCAGGGGGGGGACAGCCGCCGCAACUCAGAGGAUGUGUACGAGCAUGGGUAUGGGUACCAGGGGCACCAGGGGGGGUACCAGGGGGGGGGUUACCAGGGGGGGUAUCAGGGGUAUCAGGGGUAUAAACAUCAGCAGCAGGAGCCAACUACCCCACCUCCUCAAGGGCUCGCACAAGCCACCGUGUUUCGAGGGGCGUCCACGGGAGACUCGCCUUUGCAGAGAUCCCUCACCCCCCCGCCCAGCCAUCGGUACAUGCAGGCAUACUUUGACCGCCCCAGAACCCCCCCGCCUGUGCUGCUGGCUGCUGAAACCGCGGCUCUGGCGACGGGUGGCUCCUCUGCUGCUGCUGCGUUUGCGGCUGCCGCUGCCAGUGCAGGGUUUGAACACACACACGGGGGCGCUGGUGCUGGUGCUGGUGCUGGUGCUGGUAGUGGUGGUGCUACAGGUGUGCAUGGAUGGAAACAGGUGCAAUGGCAUGAACACACAGGCGUGCCCCAUGCAAGCAUGCCUGCGGGAACGUCAUCUGGCGUGCAUGUCGGGGAGGGGGGAGGAGGAGGGGCAGGGGGAUGGGCAGGGGUAGGGGCAGGGGGAGGGGCAGGCGGGGGAGCAGGCGAGGAGGAGAAUAUCGAUGUGGUGUAUUCGACCAAGGAGAGGAAGGCACGGGCAGGGAGGAGGGAGGGCGGUGGGUCGAGUGGGAAGCUGGUGGAAGGGCAGAGGCGAGAGCAGGAGAGGGAAGGGGGGCAGAGGAGGGAGAGGGAGAGAGAAGGGGCGGCGGGGUGGAGGUGGGAGAGGAGGGAUGAGACGGAGGAGGUGGUGGGGAUCAUCACUCUGGAAGACGUGAUUGAAGAGCUGCUGCAGGAAGAGAUUGUGGAUGAGACCGAUGAGUACAUUGACGUGCACCGAAGGAUCCGAGUGGCAGCCAAAGUGGGGCUCAACGUCAUGCCCAGAAGAGUGCCUUCAUCCAGCCGCAUACUUGCCAACUCCACACACAACCUGGCAGGACUAGCCCGGCCAGAGGUCAGCUCUGCAUUCGCUGCCGCGGCUGCUGCAGACUUCUCAGCCCGCCCUCGCACCCCCCCCAUGAGCGCCCCCUCAGACGCCAUCAGCAUCACUCAACCGCUGCUGGAAAGAAACUGACGUGUAAUGUGUAGUGCUGUCAUGAUCGGAGAAUUCUAAAAAGAAUGGUGUGUGGCGUUUAGUGCUGUAACGCUCUGACAUCAGACCCUGGGCUGGGCGGGUCCAUGAGCGCCCCCUCAAGACUCCACUAUCACCCUGCUGCUGCUCCUUGGAAUAUACCGAGCUGUGGUGUGGAACUGAGGUGCUGUGAAGUACUCCACCAGAAGAAACACCAUAAUACGCGCACUUCCACCCCAAAGCAGGCAUUCAGCUGGGUGGAGGAGAUGCGAGGACGACACUAGCUCAUGCAGACACCUCACAUUCUUAGAAGAGAAAUAGCCAAACAGAACAGC